Molecule: messenger RNA, 3570 nt
Organism: Fusarium oxysporum Fo47
Lineage: Eukaryota; Fungi; Ascomycota; Sordariomycetes; Hypocreales; Nectriaceae
Exons: 8
Coding region: 1-3219 (1072 amino acids)
Biological process (GO): DNA-templated transcription; regulation of DNA-templated transcription
Cellular component (GO): nucleus
Molecular function (GO): DNA-binding transcription factor activity, RNA polymerase II-specific; oxidoreductase activity; DNA binding
Source: RefSeq, a predicted model, not a curated record
AUGGUCGUUCCAAAUACUCCUAUUUUGACCACCUCCACUUCUCAUCAUUCCGACGCUACAGCUCUUACCGCACCAUCUGGUUAUCCCUCUAUCAUGAAAAGUGCCCAACAAAACUUCCAUACAUACAACGUUCUCAUCAUUGGUGGUUCUUAUGCUGGCCUUUCUUCUGAAACUGUCAAUCUCCUUGAUCUCCAUCGUGGCUCGCAGCCGCGCCAAAGCAGAGAGCCCUAUAUACAUCAACGCCAGCUCCCGAAGCACAAUAUUAAAAUUACGAUUAUAGAUGAGCGCGAUGGCUUCUACCACCUCGUCGGGUCACCUUUGGCCUUGUUCGAUCAGGAAUAUGCGAACAAGACCUGGGUUAAGUAUCAAGAUAUCCCAGAAAUGCAUGGUUCACUCAUCAAGCAUAUACAAGGAGCCGUGAUGGAAGUCAAUUGUGUUGAAAAGAAAGCAGUGAUCGUUGAUGGAGUCACCAAGACGCGGAUGGUCCAGUCCUACGAUAUUCUUGUCGCGGCCUCAGGUCUACGACGUGCCUGGCCUAUUGCCCCUCGGGCCAAAACAAAAGAAGAAUUCCGAUCUCAUAUAGUGCAGCAUACGUCGAGCUUUGGAGAUGCUUCACGCGGUGUCGUUAUCGUUGGUGGCGGGGCUGUCGGCGUGGAAAUAGCUGCAAAGCUCAAGAUGCUCAUCCCUCAACUCACAGUGACCCUAGCUCAUUCACGAGAUACGCUUCUAUCCUCGGAGCCGAUUCCUGACAGUGCUAAAGAAAAGACUCUUGAGCUAUUGAGGGACACUGGAGUUAGGGUACUGAUGAAUCAUCGUUUGAGCCAAGUGACUGAUGAGCGGACGUCGGAUGGAGAUAAUGUAUUCCGCCUUGAGUUCAACGAUGGGACGCAGAUGGUGGCUAGCAAAGUCAUACACGCCAUCUCACAAAGCGUGCCAUCGACCGAGUAUCUGCCAGCAUCAGCUCUGGAUUCGAAUGGUUACGUCGAGGUCUUGCCAAGUCUGAACUUGAGACAGGGAACGUCAAAUUAUCAAGAUCAUUUCUCAGCGGGCGACAUAGUGCAAUGGCCGGGGAUCAAACGUUGCAGUGGCGCGAUGCACAUGGGGCAACUAGUCGCACAGAAUGUCCACCAGCGCGUCAUACAAAAACCCACUGGUAGGGAACCUACGAUGAAGGACCUGGAAGAGUUCCCGCCCAUGAUUGCUGUCGCCCUCGCCAAGAGUGCUGUUUGUUACGCACCGCAAACGGGCGUCACAUGGGGAGGUAAGGUGCUGCAAACAUAUUUUGGGGACGAUAUGGCAUUUUCUUUGACAAUUCCAGUUCCAAGCAACCGCCGCAUGCCUCUCAGUUGCGAGCCAUGUCGCCGACGGAAGAUUAAGUGCCCACGCAACAACAGCCGUGGCCGAACGCCUUGCGACACUUGUGUACGCAGGGGUAUACCUGUCACCGAGUGCAUCUAUCUUCGAGAUCAAUCGUCACGGCGUAACGUCUUGAUGCCUCAACAUGCCGGCAACUCGGCUCUUGUGGCUCGCAUCGACCGACUGGAAGAAUUGCUGCGACAAAGCGUCUCGAGUGCAGGUUCAGAGCCCAGAAAGCUACAUACAGAACUGGAACUGGAACGGGAACGGGAACGGGAACCAGAACCAGGAUCAGAACAGGCAGCAGAUUUCCUGUCGCCAGAAUCGACCCUACAUCAGUCGGCAACCACUUGGUCUUCCACCCAAAGUGAUGCGUCGCUCAACCAACCUCAUGCAAGUAUGCCGCCAGUAGGAGUCAUUAUCCGAUAUGAAUCUGGCCAUGAGCGAUUCGAAUCAGUCUCUUCGCAAUGGUCGCCUAUGAUUCAAAACAAUCCUGUUGUUAUUGGCGUCAAGGCGAACAUGGCUGAGAACAUAUCCGGAUCCAUGCCAUUUUCUAUGAACAACUCAAGCACUGCCGAUCUUCUGGAGUUGCUCCCUCCUGCCUCUUAUUGCGAGCAACUCAAAAAGCUCUAUUUCGAUACUUUUGCACCACUUUUUCAUAUCCUACAUGAUCCUACAUUCGAAAUUGACUACCUCCGCUUUCAAUCUGAUCCCGAGAAAGUAUCCUUGCCUUGGCUUGCGCUGUUGUUCGCCAUAUUCAGUAUAGCCAUCAUCGCCUUGCCUCAAGAUAGCCCGCUUCUUCGAGAGCUGGGCAAACGCAAUUCUGUGCUCGACAACAUGUCGUUACUCAGUAGUCGCUAUAGAGGAGGGGUCAUGAAAUGCCUCGAAGCAGACCACUAUCUAUGGAGACACAACAUGAACACUCUGCAAGCUCUGGUAAUUUUGAUCUACGGAAUCAAUCAUACUCAUGGACAAUCUUGGGCUUUGCUCGGAGCGGCACGGAAUAUCGCACUCUCUCUAGGCUGCCACAUUGAACCAACAUUCUUCCAGAUGGAGCCAAUCAGGGUGGAAGAAAGACGUCGAUGCUGGGCUGGACUCAAAAUGCUUUACACAAUACAGAACACGACUCUUGGCAUCUUGGAUGCCACUCAUAUACCUUCGACCGUGCAACCACCGCUUGAUGUCAACGACAAUGAGCUUGUAGUUGGCUAUCAAAUACCCCGAUCUCGAGAAGGACCGACUCAGAUGUCAUAUUUACUACUCAAGUUUGAACUUUACGAUCUCUGCACGCGCAUCUGUAGCCACGUGUUUGAAUCCUCACGCACACUCGGGUAUGACAAGGUCCAGGCCCUCGAUGCAGAGAUAGUAGCUAUGCGAGAAAAGCUAAACUACAAAUAUCUCUUCGACGUCUCAAUUGCAGUCCACCACUCUGUCCAACUGAAUAUCCUUUUCGGCUAUACACACCAACUCACUCUCCUCCUUCAUCGACUGGUCCUGCGACAAGGUGCCUCUGGCUAUACUCGCGAAAACUGGCUGACUUCCCAGACUAAAUGCAUCGAGAGUUCUAAAGAAUUGCUUGGUAUACAUCAUGCAUUCCACGAGAAUCCAAGCUUCUAUCCGUACCAGUGGUAUAACCGUGGACUGGGAAGUUUUCAUGCGUUUCACGCUGCAGUCUGUCUUGCUCAUAUCUGCAUGAGUGGGACGAAUCUCGAUCCUCCAACCAAGACUUCGUUCCAGGAACUUGUUCGGGAUUCGCUUCAAGUGUUUCGGUAUUUCAUGGAAACUGGGAUCAGUGCGAUUUGUACUAAAGCGACUCCCGUUCUAGAGAAACUAUUGUACGAGCAUCAUGAAUCCGCAGGAUAGUCGUGAUUCAAGCACAAGGAGCGAAUCUAUGUACCAUCUCUCAGAUUCGUCUCCUGAAAAUGAUGCAGAGCUAUUUGACGAGUACAUCGAGAACCUGGCACCACAGCAAUGGCUGUCUCCUUCUAACAUGGGCUGGGAAGGUUGGGCAACGAUUUUAGAGCAUGGAUCUAUGGAAAAUGUAUUUUGAGUGGAAUGAAGUAAAAGCGGGCCGGUUAGAAGUGGUUGAACUCAACGUCAAAGUCUUGGGUACCAUGAACAGUCUCCGUUGCCUGCAUAUGGGCGCUUACUUUAGGAACUGUGGCAGAAAUCUCUAAAAACCUAUCUCUACCUUACGAUAAAUGUUUACACCUG